Molecule: messenger RNA, 1770 nt
Organism: Auxenochlorella protothecoides
Lineage: Eukaryota; Viridiplantae; Chlorophyta; Trebouxiophyceae; Chlorellales; Chlorellaceae
Product: mTERF domain-containing protein 1, mitochondrial
Exons: 7
Coding region: 1-1770 (589 amino acids)
Biological process (GO): regulation of DNA-templated transcription
Molecular function (GO): double-stranded DNA binding
Source: RefSeq, a predicted model, not a curated record
AUGCUGCAGCCAGGGCGCAGGCAGCUGCGCGUCAUGCUGGCAAGGGCUGCUGCCGCGACCAACGGGUCAGGGGCGAAUCACAACCCUCUCACGGGCCUCUCUGCCUGGUGGCGCCAGGUCACAAACACACGCGGCAAAUCUGCGUCAGACGGGGUGCGCGGACUGGCCACCAGGCUGCAGGCUCGGGCGAAGAGCAUCAAGUGGUCCAUGCCGGUGGACGUGAAGGUGGACGUCCUGCGACCCCUUGCCUCAGCAGUUCAGGACACCACGACAGCGGUCUGGGUGCGGCUCCCCCCUCCCGCCCAGCAAGCAGCUCCCUACCUGGGAGUGGCCCUUGGGACGACGAUAAUUUGGAAGGCACUGCACCGAAGAGACACCUAUAUGCAGGAUGCCGGGCAUGACAGGAGCAAGGCGGAGGCACGGCUGGCCAGCGCAGUGGCCCAGGCGACGACCGCGGCCGCAGCAGCAGCCACCGCGGCGGCCAGCGCUGCAGGGGACGUGGAGCACCUGCGGCAACAGGAACGCCAGGCAGCGCAGCAGAGGGAGCCGGCCCCCACUCCGGCCAGCGUCUCGCCAUGGAGCAAGAAGGGAAGGAAUCGAUUGAAGCAGGUGGUGCAGCAGGUCCAGCAAUCGUCCUCCGGGCCCCAGCUCCCUCCUGUGCCGGGCCUCCUGGGCCCCGACGAGGUGAGGCGGCAGCUGGACCUGGCCGAGGCGGAGAUCGGCGACCUGGAUGAGGACACCUUCAUGCAGCUGGUGGGCGCCUGCGGCAUGCCGGAGACCUGGCGCCCGCAGGUGGGCCUCCUGUACGGCCUGGGCAUCCGGGCAGCGGGCCUGCGCCGCAUCGUGCAGGGCCGGCCCGCCACCUUCAAGCUGCGCGUGGCGACGCUGAAACGCAAGCUGGCCUUCCUCAGGGACGAGGUCGGGCUGAGCGACGAGGACCUGUGCGCCGUCAUCCCGCGCUUCCCCCGCCUGCUGGAGUAUGACCCGGAGGCCACGCUGCGCCCGCGCCUCGCCUUCCUGCUGGCCUCCGGCGUGCGCCGCGCCGACCUGGCCCGCGUCGUCCGCCGCUCGCCCAUGCUGCUGGAGCUGUCGGCGGGGGGCACGCUGGCCCCACGCGCCGCUUUCCUCUCCCGCGAGUUGGGCCUGGGCGGGGACGGCCCCGCCCUGGGCGCGCUGAUCACGCGCCACCCGCAGCUGCUGACCUGCGUGGAGGCGGGCAUGGCCGCGCGCCUCGCCUUCCUGCGCGACGACGUGGGGCUGGGCGAGGGCGCGCUGGCGCGCACCGUGCGGGCGCACCCCCAGCUCUUGCACUACCGCGUGGACAGCAUGGCCGCCCGCAUCGCCUUCCUGCGGCGCACCGUGGGCCUGGACCGGGCCCAGGCCGCGGGCGUGGUGGCGCGCCUGCCCCAGCUCCUGUCCCUCUCCGUCGCCGCCAACCUGGAGCCCAAGUGGCGCUACCUGCGCGCCGAGCUAGGGGGUGACGCGGGGUCGGUGGUCACCCACCCAGGCUACCUCAGCCUCAGCCUGGCAGGACGGAUCAUCCCGCGCCACCAGUUCCUGCUGACGCGGGGGCGGUGGGUGUCCCCCCUGCCCAUGAACACGCUCAAGUGCGCCGACGCGCAGUUUGUGGGGGGCAUCCCCGGCGCGACCAUGGAGGAGUACGUGGCCUUCCGGGCCGGCCUGGCCGCGUCGGGCGCGCUGGCGGCUGUGCUGGGCGGCGAGGCGGCGGGGGCGCACCCCACGCCGGCCAGGCAGACCCAGCGAGCCUGA